Molecule: messenger RNA, 1512 nt
Organism: Cylicocyclus nassatus
Lineage: Eukaryota; Metazoa; Nematoda; Chromadorea; Rhabditida; Strongylidae
Source: the annotation of a GenBank genome assembly
AGAAUUUCCAUGUUGAAAUCAUUACCUGCCUUACAACAAGUGAUCAGAAGCGCUUCCGCCAGUGCAUCUGAUGAAUGUGAAAGUGCUCUAUCUUGGUUAGUGAAGGCAGCUUCUUCUAAGACUGUUUCGAUUGAGGAGCAUAAAGUUUUUCAAAAUGAAAGACCUUGGGCUACAGCACCCAUUAUCAUUGCCCAUGGAAAAGUAGCAGAAUCUGAAGGCAAAGCUAGCGGAUUGGUCAGAUGGUUACACAAUCCGGAGAGAGAUAUCAACAUUGAGUUCAGUAAUCAUAACAACAUGUAUUCAGUCCAAGUCCGAGCAGUGUACUAUGCUAUUAUCAGUGCAAUGUUCCAUCGCGCUUCACAUGCAAUAAUCUAUUCAACGAAUGAGAUCGUGGUUAAGGUUGGAAAUGGUAUAUAUACCCCAAAAAAGGAACUGAAUCUAUUCCAAAAGAUAAGGAAAAGAACGUCAUUGAGUGAGGAGGAUCGUGGCACUCGGGUGAAGCUUCACGUACUCGAUGAGGAUGCCUUGGAAACGUUGGGGCUAACACUUGAAAAUGCUACAAGUCGUGAGGACGUUCCACUUUGUUCCGAGGGAGAUUUUCGGGAAAGCCAUUCUAGCGAAAGAACACUUCCACUAUUCCAAGCGUUAUUGCGACCCAUCCCUCGUUCGCUGAUUUGGGCGGAAUGCAGUCUGAGUAGCUCGACGGCUGCGACGUCAACUGAACCGCUUCAUGAAGUUUGCACUACCGGUUAUUCCUUCAAGACUGCCAGUGGUCUUGUGUCCAAAUAUGGAGUAUACUGGGGUCAAAGCAAUCCUCAUAAUUUAAUUUGUGAGGUUCCUGGUGUCACACAUGUCGCUGCCAUGCUGAUGGCCAUGAUUGAAGCAGCUCGCAGUGCAAAGAAGGAAAACCUAGCUGGAAAAAUUGUGAUAUACACAGACUAUAAUUGUCCAUCUGGGUUUCAUCACAAGUUGAGCGUAUAUGCAUCGAGGGAUUUCCAUUCAUAUUAUGGCCCCAAGAUGAAGCAUGCCAAAUUGUUAAGAGAGUUGUAUGAGCUAACAAAAGAUAUGGACGUCACCUUCAAGUAUAGACCGGCCGUGGUAGACAAGAAACCUAAUUACGUGAUGGCAAGUAUUCUACAAGACGGCACUUUUGUGCAGAAAUCUUCUUCAUCAGAUGGAAGCGUCUUUUCGGGAAUAGACAUUGGUGACGAGGUUGAUGCGGAUGGAAAUACUCCUAGCACUUCGUCAGCUGGUUGGCCUGAGGUUUACACAACAGCUAUGUACAAAGCUCAGAAAAACGGGUUUACGGCAGCAUCUUUCGCCGCAGUGUGGUCUGACAAGCGAUUUGGUGUUGACAUUAUGGAGCGGUUGGCUAUGGUGCCAGCCACUUUGGUCCGUGCUCAAUUAGCAGCUAUCGAAGCUGCAUUGAAGGAGGCUGUGGAAAAUUUUUUGCCCCAUGUGGUCGUAAUAACCGACUCGCAAGUGUUCAUCCACAACUGGAAGAAUAAGUAA